Molecule: messenger RNA, 501 nt
Organism: Thyridium curvatum
Lineage: Eukaryota; Fungi; Ascomycota; Sordariomycetes; Thyridiales; Thyridiaceae
Exons: 2
Coding region: 1-501 (166 amino acids)
Source: RefSeq, a predicted model, not a curated record
AUGCUUCUGUCUUCCAUUGGACCCUUGGCCUUGCUUUUUGGCCUGUCCGCUGCUGGCAUCUACCCUCCCGACGUGGUGGACAAGCUUGCCGAGGAUGGCAUGGUGAAACUCAAGGAGUAUAUGUCCAUGAACCCCGCCAACGGCGGAUGCACGCUUGAGACGGCCGUUAAGCGGAAAGAAUGGAGCGACUUGUCCAUCGAAGAGCGCAAGGACUACAUCCAAGCUGUUCUAUGUUUGCAGUCAAGGCCUGCCAAGACUUCAGCAAGAGCACCAGGAGCCAAGAGCCGCUUCGAUGAUUAUGUUGUCGUCCAUAUCCAGCAGACACCUGCUGUCCAUGGAUCUGUCAGUCCUCCCAGUGUCAUCAUCUCCUCUCCUUAUGGAAACCGUUGCGAAAUUAACUGCCCUUGCAGACCUAUUUCCUACCUUGGCAUCGAUACUAUGUCUGGCACUACGAGAAUGCCCUCCGAGAGGAGUGUGGCUAUAGCGGAUACCAGCCUGUAA